CGACGCUCACUCAGUGCGACAGCACGCGCGACCUCGACCGGAUCAGCGCGGCUGAUCCUCGAUCGUUUCGCGUCGUGGAUCAUUGCUCGCGCGCGGCAAUGAGACAUUCCGAGCGUUCUGAUUCGUGUUGUCGGUUCGAAGAGGACUCCUGCAACUCUCGUCCCGAGCCUUUGGUCUUCCUUUCAUAUUGGAGAGCUUCCAAGAGGAUUUAAGACAAGUCGGAGCCUGCAAAGCGCCAACCAGAGGAGUUACCAUAACGGAGACACGAGCUAGAGGAAGCAAUUCACGCUGUAAUGAUCCCGGAAAUCCGACUGAAAUCGGUAUUCGAUCAUCCCUGACCCGGGCCACGAAAUUGCCAGCGCUGUUUCAGGAACGAUCCGUUCGAUCUGCCUGCCUGUGUCACCUAAAGCCCUCAACCUCGUCGGCCCUCUGCUCCCUCUUCCUCUGCUAAGCCUAUCUCGUCCCUAUAUCGUCGAUUCGCCGUCUCGAGAUCCUUCAAUAUGGACGACGACGAUACGGAUGAGAAACGGGAAUCUCUGACUCUGGUGAAUAAACUGUCCCACAAGGAAGCGAAGAGUAAACUUCUGGUCUCUUCUUCCAAAUUCACGUCCAAGAGCUCCGCUAGAUUCGACACUCGUCAGCGAAACUCCACUGAAGACUCAGACACCAUGGAGUGCACCUCUGAGAACGAGGUAGAGAAUAUCCCUAAGGACGAAGAUGUAUCCGAACCCCUAGUCACUGAUGAGAAAGGCAACAGAAUCUCGGGCAGAGACCGUCACUCCUUAGACGUGCCCGAGGAAGCAGCAUCCCUGCUCAUGAGUCAACAACAGACUAUGACGAGAACAAGUCUGAGAGUGAACGAAGAGGAGCUGAGGACCUCCAGGUUCCCUGGAGCCAGGCUAGGCCUCUUCCACCGAAGUCCUCAAUCCUCGUCCAGCCAAGAGGAGUAUGAACCUGAGGUGAAGAGCUUGUCCAAGUUGCAGAAGCAACAACAGCAUCAGCAACAGCAUCUUCUAACCACUGGAAGUGCUGGUCAGAUAACAGCCAGGUCUAUGGAGAGCCUAAGAACGUCAAGGAAUUUCCUUAGUGCGGAUGAACGUUAUAUAGAGGAUUCCAAGUCCCUGGAAUCCCUAUCCCUCUCAUCAGAGUCUCACGUGGCCAGCUCCAAAAGCCACUACAGAAGCUUCUUGACAUCUUCUACCAGGGAUGUCAGGAGGAUCGUGACGGUGGAGUCUAAGAGCAGUGAAAAUCUGCAUAGGGAGGAAAGUUUGAACGCUGAAGUGAGACGCGGUUUGUUCGCUAAUACCGGAUUGGAGAGGAAGAUUCCUCAACAUCUGAGCCUACCACCGCCCUCCAACGUGUUCUCCCUGACCAGUCCAGGUGGCAGUGACAGAAAAAUCACUAUCCUCAGCCCGCAUUCACCUGUCCAGUCGACGGAGUUCCAGUUUUCGUCGCAGACGCUGAAGACCAGACGCAAGAAGGCUAUCGUCUUGCCGAGGUUGGUGUUGCCCAGAAGCGAAUCCGAGGUGUUCUUAGAUUUCGACGUGGAAAAUGGCGCCUCAACGCUGGACGGUGGCGCCGGAGGCGGCGGUGGCGCCUCGCCGAGUGCAGGCCUGGUGCUGCAAACCCUGCCACAGCGACGAGAAAGUUUCCUCUAUCGUAGCGACAGCGACUUCGAGAUGUCGCCAAAGUCGAUGUCUCGGAACAGUUCAAUCGCGAGCGAGAGGUUCAAAGAGACAGAGCUUCCUGUCGAGCGAGCGAUAUUUACCGAUCAGUAUAGCCAUGGCGAGGACCUCAUUGUCACGCCGUUCGCGCAGAUCCUGGCCUCUCUGCGCUCGGUCAGGAACAACUUCCUGUCGCUUACGAAUGUGCCCACGAACAAAUCACGAAGGAGUAGCGGCGCACAGGGGAGCAGCACGCCGCAACCACGGAUCUUGGCGCCAGGAGAGGAGAACUACAUGAAACUAGCCGUGGAGACGAUGGAAGAGCUGGACUGGUGCCUGGACCAGCUGGAAACCAUUCAGACGCAUCGAUCCGUGUCCGACAUGGCCUCUCUGAAGUUCAAGCGUAUGCUGAACAAGGAGCUGUCCCACUUCUCAGAAUCCUCAAAAUCCGGCAACCAGAUAUCAGAGUACAUCUGCAGCACCUUCCUUGACAAGCAACAGGAGUUGGACUUACCCUCCCUGCGGAUCGAGGAUGCGGUUACAGCUGCCGGAAGUGCGGAUGCAAGGGCGGCGAAGAAGAAGGACCGGGCACAGAGAGGCCCGGCCGCAAUGUCCCACAUAAGCGGCGUGAAACGGCCCCUCACGCACACGAAUAGCUUCACUGGGGAACGUGUGCCGCUUCAUGGUGUGGAGACGCCCCAUGAGGAGGAACUCGGCAAGCUUCUAUCAGACAUCGACAAGUGGGGCAUCGACAUCUUCAGGAUAGGCGAGUUGAGCAGCAACAGACCGCUGACCUGCGUAGCGUACACAGCCUUCCAAACCCGGGAUCUGCUCAAAUCGCUGGCCAUACCGCCCAAGACCUUUGUGACCUUCAUGAUGACCCUCGAAGAUCACUACGUCAAGGACAAUCCUUUCCACAACAGUUUGCACGCGGCCGAUGUGACCCAGUCCACCCACACUCUGCUCAACACGCCCGCACUUGAGUCCGUGUUCACGCCAUUGGAAAUCACGGCGGCUCUGUUCGCAGCCACCAUUCAUGACGUGGACCAUCCUGGACUCACCAACCAGUUCCUUAUCAAUUCGAGCUCUGAGCUUGCUCUGAUGUACAAUGAUGAGUCUGUUUUGGAGAACCACCACUUGGCAGUGGCGUUCAAACUGCUUCAGAACGAGGGCUGCGACAUUUUCGUCAACAUGACGAAGAAGCAACGUCAGACGUUGAGGAAAAUGGUCAUUGACAUGGUCUUAUCCACGGACAUGUCUAAGCAUAUGUCUCUGUUAGCUGAUUUGAAGACUAUGGUUGAGACGAAGAAGGUGGCAGGCUCUGGUGUGCUUCUGUUAGACAACUACACCGACCGGAUUCAAGUCCUAGAGAAUCUGGUGCACUGUGCUGACCUGUCCAAUCCUACGAAACCAUUGCCACUGUACCGACGAUGGGUAGGUCUGUUAAUGGAGGAGUUCUUCCUCCAAGGAGAUCGGGAACGCGAGCAGAACAUGGAUAUCAGCCCCAUGUGUGACAGGCACAGUGCCACCGUCGAGAAGUCGCAGGUCGGCUUCAUUGAUUACAUUGUUCAUCCUCUCUGGGAAACUUGGGCGGACCUGGUACACCCAGACGCCCAGGAUAUUCUGGAUACGUUGGAGGAGAAUCGAGACUGGUAUCAAUCAAUGAUUCCUCCGUCACCACCGUCCGACGAUCAACAGCAACAGCAACAGCAAGGGAACGAGCAGCAGUCUGAUAGAAUACACUUCCAGGUGACACUGGAAGAGGGCGAUGAGACAGGCGAAGCAACAGAAACGGGGGACACAGGUGGAGCGGCGAAAACGACCUUGCCAAGCGAGGAAGGGGGCGGUGAGACGGAGGAGAACGCCGCAGAGGCUGGAAUGUGACGGAGGCUCGCGGGUAUUUGCAGGAAGCUCCACGAGAAGGUGCAGCAGACCUGGUGGCGUGUACGUCAGUGACAGCUAGUUCGCUGCUGCUGGCCAGGUCUCUUUGUGUCGACCUAUUGACCUUUUGGCCAAGCUCCACUCCCCGGAACGGUGGAACAAGUCUCGUCUGAGCACGAGAGAUAGGCAAAGAGAGUAAGGAG
Messenger RNA from Eufriesea mexicana, 3748 nucleotides. RefSeq names its product phosphodiesterase dunce (gene dnc). Gene Ontology annotation, biological process: signal transduction. Bases 501 to 3548 code for a protein of 1015 amino acids. The transcript has 14 exons. The record is from RefSeq and is a predicted model, not a curated record. Lineage: Eukaryota; Metazoa; Arthropoda; Insecta; Hymenoptera; Apidae. Gene Ontology annotation, molecular function: 3',5'-cyclic-nucleotide phosphodiesterase activity.